UGACCCAAAUGCAGAUCAAAUUAUUCCAUUACCAUUUGGAGGAUAUUUUGAAUCAACUUAUGAUAAAAAUUACGUGAAUCCAGCAAUAAAUUCAACAUCUCCGCCUAGAUUCGAUAUUCAAUUAUUGCAAAAUACUAGUUCACAAGAAUUUCCACCAGGGAAUAUGGAUUAUUUAACAAUCUCAUUUGUUAUUCCGAUAAUCCGUUCAAUAGGAAAUAUUUCAGUUUAUCAAAUUAGUAAUCCAAAUGAUGAUUCAAAAUUAUUUAUUAAAGUUGAUAUUUUGAAAGCAACUGAAUCUGAUUCUGAACCAACUGUGCAAAGUAUUAUCGACGAUUUAGAUAUGUUGAUAAGGAAUAAAAAAAAAUACAAUUAUUUCUUAUAA
Racocetra fulgida is the source of this 382-nucleotide messenger RNA. NCBI's taxonomy places the organism in Eukaryota, Fungi, Glomeromycota, Glomeromycetes, Diversisporales, Gigasporaceae. The record is from the annotation of a GenBank genome assembly.